UUACCUUCUCUCCUCUAUUUUCCAUCGAUUUUGUUUUUUGUAUACACACAGCCGUCUGGUGACCACUUCCUGUCGCAGCUCUGUGAUGACUUCCUGCCGAGCCUGAUCACUUCCUCUAAGCUCCAGGUGUACACCACAACCACGGAAUGCAACAGUCAUCACGGUUUCACCACGGCCAGGCGGCGAGCCUACACAGAGUCUCUGUGUCUCCAGGUGUACUCGGACCUGGUGGACCUGGUCGACCGCCGUAACCCCUUACCUGUCCGUCACCUUAACGACGCGUUGGCCCUGGAGAUGGCCGCCCAGCAGGAACUGUCUGGUGUCUUCUCACGUCUUUAUGACGUCACUCGCCCAGAGGCGGAAGAGAUAAAAACCUACUUGGUGGAGAGGGCUAAACAGCGCCCGCUAGUGGUGGGAGGCGGGCCGUGCACUGGGAAAACAGUCCUGCUUGCACACUGCUGCCAGCAGGUGAAAUCAUGGCUAGCUGAUCAAGACCCAGUAAUCAUUCCUUACUUUGCUAACAUAACAAUUAACCCGUCCCCGAAGCACAUCCUCUCCCUACUCUGCUAUCAAAUAGUGUGCUGCUACAGACAACCACAUGACGUCUCAUCUGACCCCGACAUCUCCAAAGGCCUGCCUUCUAACCUGGAUUCAAACCAUGAACCUUGUAGUGCAGAGAACCACCAUUCCAACCCUAAUUUACGCUCUAGAACUGAUCCCAAGCCCAAAGACCCUAAUCCUCCAGAACCCAGACCCAAACAAAGUAUCCCCAGCCAAUAUUUUGAACCUGAUCUCUCUCAAUCUUGGCUCAAAGAUCACCUCUCCUCACUCCUCUCCAGUUUUCCUACUCCCAAUCGGCCUGUUGUACUAAUCCUGGACGGCCUGGAUCAAAUAAACGACGUGGAUAUCCAACACAUGGUCCAAUGCCUUCCUUCCCCUCUCCCCGAUAGCGUCAAGCUCAUCCUGUCAGUGUCCAACCGUCGCACGCAGGCCUUACAAGCCAUCCAACUACACUAUCCAGAAUGCACUUCUUCACCUCUACCUGUUUCGCACAGCAUUGUGCCUACCAAGGACAAGGAGAGGAAGGGUUUACUGAUGGAAACGGGUCAGACACAGAGCAAAGGCUAUAGCUUUGUAGAGUUGAAGUCGAUGGAGAGUGGACAGUGUAUCAGAAUGGUUGCCUCCCUGCUCAGCCUUUCUGGAAGGAGAGUUACCUCUGGGCAGCAGACUCUGGUUAACAAGGCUCUGGGCUCUUGUUCCCAGAUUUUCUACGCUCGCCUCCUGCACUCCCAAACUUUGCACUGGACCUCAGAUUCGGAAGUGAUGGAAUCCUCGCUCCCUAAUGGCGUCCAUGCAUCUAUUUCUGCACUGCUGGACGUCCUCGAGCAGAAACAUGGUUCGACUCUGGUGCGUCGCUGCCUGUCCUACCUCACCCUCUCCAGGACUGGGCUCACGGAGGCCGAGCUCACUGACCUGUUGUCCAGUGACGACGAGGUGUUGAUGACGCAGUACACGCUGAGAGGUCAAGCGCGCUCAUGCAGGUUGAGGGUACCUCACGUGGAUGUGGAGAGACUCCUGCUGGACCUGAGGAUGUUCCUCAGAAGGAGGACUGUGGCUGCUGGGGCACCCCUGUUGUUUUGGGUGUGCAGGCAUUUCGGCCUGGUGGUGACUAAGAAGUAUCUAGGUUGUCACGAGUUGAGGGAGCAGCUUCAUUCAUUGAUGGCAGACUAUUUCAAUGGCCGAUGGGCGUUUGGAAAUGCAAAACCACUCAUUAUUACGAGGAAGUCAGAGCCAUCAGGAACAACAGAGUUGGGGUCAAGCAAAACUAAUACGGCUUCUGAAACGGCCGAAAUGGCCGUGUGCAUAGACAGGCAGCAACCAUGUCAGCCCUUUGUCUUCAGGUCUUCCGACGCUUUGUCCUCUGCUUGCAAAGAGGGAAGUCUAGUGAACCUGAGGAGGAUCAUAGAGCUGCCCCACCACCUGCAAGAAAGCAAAAGGUGGGAAGAGUUGGAGCGUAAGUUAUUACUGUCUCUUGGCUUUCAGCAGGCCAUGGUUCUAGCAGGUCUUUUGGGGGAUCUGGUAGACAUGUUGAUGGGAGAGAAAAGGUCACAAGUGGUUACUUUGCCCAGGGAACGAGCCCUCUUAGCCAGCAUGCUGAAAUCAACCGCAUGCAUCCUUCAAAGCUCUCCCGAGGAGCUCCCAAUGUUGAUGGAGUGCAGACUUCUUCCUUUUGUCGGAAUCUACCAAGAACUUGAAGUCUACAUUCAGGAGAUUGAACAGGAGAGGAGAAGAAGAGGAAGCGGCAUAAGUGUUGUUCUUUGCCCUGCUUCUUCCAUACUUCCCUCAAUUCAGUGUUCCUUGAGUGAGGGGAUACAAGGGCAAGGCUGUAUCAAAGAAGUCGCUUUGACAGCCUGCAAUGUUGUAGUUGGGGUCAUGGAAAGUGGUAUUGCUUGGAUGUGGAGAAGCCCAUGGAGGGAGGUAGAGGAACUGUCCUUGAGCAACAAACAACUCAAAGUGGAGUUUUCUCGAGUGAUGAGCACUGGUAGAAGAAUUUUGCUUUCCACAUACUGCAACAUGCUUUUAUUAUUGGCUGUCACCAGUCCAGAGAUGUUUGUAGAAGUUGAGGGCCCACUGGAAACUGAGGAGUUCCAGGGUGAGACAAAUCAGCACAUGGUCGAGGGAUGUGUGGAGACGGAGGAGCAUCUGUGUGUGUGGUGGAAGGACAAACGUUUUGUGAGUGUGUUUCGUGGCGCGAAGGGCAAACCUCAGAAUUUUCAGUGUCAGAACCCUGUGACCUGUUUGGUUUGUUCCGAUGAUGGUCGUUUCAUGUAUUGUGGGCAGGAGACAGGGGCAGUGGCUUUAUUUGACAUUUACAACACCAAUCCCGUUUGUGAAUGUUCAAACCCAAAUCAGAAUGCUAUUCUGUCAAUAAUCCUCUGUGAAGAACAGUGUGAUAUGGCGUGUGUUGACAUUACCGGAAAUAUAAUGCUUUGGAAUGUGGAUGGAAGCCCAACCCAACCUGCUUUUCAACUUGAGUGUUUUAGUGAUAAAGGUGGGAACAGCGUUCUCAAUAUGGAUUACUCGUAUGAACUAGCCACCUUAUUGGUUUGCAAAGCUCAACAGAUUACACUGUGGAACACAUGUGAAUGGGUAAUGUUGGGCCAGUUUAUGACUCCACAGGGAAAGGCUUUCCUCCAUGCAUUGCUAGCCCAGGAAGGUCAUCUCUUUCUGGCUUUGCUACAAUCCUGUUCCCUUGUCCUGGUGUGGAACAUAAGCAGUGGGGAAUGUGUUCUUUCCCUUGACACAUGCAGCAGCACGUCUGUUCCUAGACUUCUCAAAACAGCCUCAGGUUUUAUUACUAUCACUCCUCAUGGUUGUCUCUCAAUGUGGGAAGUUAUAAAUGCAGCUGGUAUGUCCCCAAAGAUGUCACAUGGGGUUAGCCAGGUGGUGGCCGACGAGGUUGGGGAGAAGUUUUACACAGCAGACGGCUCUAUAGCAGUAUGGGGUUGGAGCUUGCGGACAGGAGAUCCGGAAGUGAACUUCAUUCAUGAUGGGCCUGUGGAAAAACUCAUGCUCUCUCCAGACAACAGCCAUCUUGUGUCAGUUUCAGGUGGAGAUAUCUACGUUUGGCAUCUGGACACGCGUCAGAACAUCUUCCGUAUCAGAGGCAGCAGUGCAACUGACAUUCUCAUCACCCCAAACAGUAAAUUUGCGGUGAGUCUCUGCGAGAGAGGCCUAUCGCCAGUUUGGAACCUGCAAAACGGUGGUGUUGUGUGCCACAUACAACUUUACCUAGACGCAGCCAAGGUGUCACCUGAGAGCACCUUCCUGAUUGGCCUUCACCAAGGAGACCUGCUGGCCACAAACCUUUGGUCUGGCACUGUCAGCAGGCGCUUCUCCCAUGCAGCGCACUCUGAGCAUGUUGUGGCGUUCCACAUGCUUCCACAACAGCCAGACUUUGUGCUGGUGAUGGGUUCCAGUGGAGUCGUGUAUACCUGGAAGGUACCUGAGGACACAAUGUUGCAGCAGUUUCAACUCCCUCGCUCAUUCAGCAUUCAGCCACAUGUCAUCCAGACAUCCUCCGCUGGAAGCUUCAUGCUCCUUUCCACAAACAACGACGGCAUGGCGUACUUGGACCUCUCCACACACCAAACCUGCUCUGUGAAGGUUGAAGGUACUGCUUUUGCAGUGUGUCUGGACAAAGCAGGGCGCUACGCUGUAUGCCUAUCCCAGCCCUCUGCCCUGACCGCACAGUGUUCCUGUGAUGUGCAUCCAGAGUCCGUGCUGACGGUAAUACGACUUGCCGAUGGGGGGAAAGUGGGGAUGUUGCGUAUGUGCAAGACGCCAUUGACCGUGGCUGUGUGUGAGCAGCUGUAUGUAUAUGUGGGGUUUCAUGAUGGCUCUGUGGCUGUGUAUUCCAUCUUGGAUCUCAUAAAUAAACAGGAAUGUUCUGUUAGGGGCAGGGACAAUUUGAUUGGCUUGAAAAAACAUUGCUUCUGCGGCACAGUCCUUAUGAGAUUGUCACCUUUAGCAUUCCCUAAUAUUACAUGGCCAUAAAGACCUAUCCCCCCUGAACAAAAUGAAAAGAUGAAAUAAUGUAUUGAUCUUACACUGUUUUUGUGUUUGAUUUAAACCCCUCGAAAACGAUCUAAAUGUCAUUUCUUUCUUAUGGGACUUUGUGUACUCUUGUUCAUGACUUCUUCUUUGUAAUGGCUAACUGCUACUUUAGCUCAUCUAUCUAUCUAUGAACAAAUGCAAUUUUUUUGGUUUUAAUUUUAUCACAGAAAAUAAAACACUGUAAGAUUGUGUAUCUGUACUCACAUAAAUAACAGUAAUAUAUGUACAAUUAUUCACACACACACACACACACACACACAAUAUUUGAAAUAUAAUAUAUAUUAUAUUACAUAUAUUAUAUAUAUAAUAUAAUAUUAAGGCAAUAUUGAGCUUAAGAGUCGCUCCAGGGUAAAAAAAAAAGAAUGUUUAAACAAUGUAAUGAUAUAUAAUUUUACCCAUUAUAGACAUUAUACUCACACAAUGACUUUAUGUUUGAAAAACAACCGCACCACCAAGACACAGUCAGAUUUUAUAUAUAUUUUUUGUUAUAUCUGCCAGCGAAUCACAUGCAUAUUGGGGAGUUUAGCUUUAGUUAAAUUUAAAACAAAGUGUUGUAGCCUCUUACACAAAUUCAUAAAAACUCUCAUAUAGUUUUGUUUUUGUCAACUUUAGUAAACUUAAGACCUCAUUAAUUAAAUUUAUCCGGCCACAGUUCUAUAUUCAGCAGUGGUCAGCUUGUUAAACUGUGAGGGAUACAUGGUGGCUUAUAGUCACGCUGGCUGAAAGCAGUGGCGUCACUAGGCUGUUUUUGUCGGGUCUUAUGCCCCGGAUAUUAUUUAAUUAGCCCCGGAUAAAAAGUUUGGGUACAUUUUUUUAUAAUAAAAAAAUAUAUAUAUAAAUAUUUAUUGGUAUAUUUACUGGUAACUAUGGAAUGCGUUAAUUCAAUUCAGUCUAGAAGUAAUGAAAUUAUGGUCUGUCUCACUUGUAUUUAUUCUACUCAGAAAUAACUUGAAUGGAACUUUAGAUGUUUGGGGAUAAGCAGCACAGCAGCCAGGUAGCUAUUUAAAGCUAUAAUAAUGGCAUAUUUUCGUUUAUUUAGGUUAAGCAUUAUGAAAAAUUGUGCAUGCACAAUAAAGCAUACAUUUUUUUUUUUGCCAUUUUCAUUUUCCCGUUGGGCUUAGCCCCGGAUGUUCAUGAAACCUAGAAAUGCCCCUGGCUGAAAGCAACAAUUCAUUAUCAUUGUAAAUUUGUUCGGUUUUCUUUAAAAUAAAGCAUUAUUAUAUAACCCUUA
Molecule: messenger RNA, 5848 nt
Organism: Gadus morhua (Atlantic cod)
Lineage: Eukaryota; Metazoa; Chordata; Actinopteri; Gadiformes; Gadidae
Product: NACHT and WD repeat domain-containing protein 2-like
Exons: 4
Molecular function (GO): protein binding
Source: RefSeq, a predicted model, not a curated record